Vigna unguiculata (cowpea) is the source of this 940-nucleotide messenger RNA. RefSeq names its product glycine-rich protein. The record is from RefSeq and is a predicted model, not a curated record. NCBI's taxonomy places the organism in Eukaryota, Viridiplantae, Streptophyta, Magnoliopsida, Fabales, Fabaceae.
CGCUAACGUUUCGUGCAGCCUUCAAAAUAUCCAGUGCACGACACAAGAAAACCAUUUCAACUUCUAUUACGUCUCUUCCAAUUCUCAACAAAAGGAACAAAAAUUUGAUUCUCAGAUCCGUGUUUCUCUCCUCGUACCCACUCGUUCCAAUUCACCAUGAUCAAUAUCAUGAUGGUCGCCGAUACCGUAGUCGUAACCGCAGCCAAAGGCCUUGGUGUCCUUCGCGCCUGUCAAUCUACCUGUAACCUUCCCCUCACCGAUUCGGCCGCCGAUCAGAUCUCCGCCAUGAUCCACCCUUACGACGCCGUCGCACCGCCGCCCGUAAAGCCUGCUACUAGGCUACGACGCCGGACACUGCUCCGGAGAAAACAACGAACCAAACGGAUAUCAUCCGGUGACCACUCCGGGGACGCCGGGAACGACGGGUUCCUCUUCGGUGACGGUGGAGACGGUUAUUUUGGCGGUGGGGGCGGCGGAUUCAGUGGUGGCGGUGGCGGUGGUUGGAAUUUCAAUAGAUUUGGGGGUGGUCACAAUUGGGAUGAACCCUCGUCUUCAGUUCCGGAUCCUGCUUUUGAUUUUGUGUAUCAGGUGCUGUCGUGGAUUAUGCUUUCGAAUUGUUUGCAUUUUGCGGUUAAGAGGAUCAUUCGAAUUGUUACGGCGGGAUCGAUUGUGGAUUCCGGUAGGGAAAAGGUUCCCGCCAGAUUGGUUCCAAUUUGCUGAUUUGGUAUCUUCAAACGAGCCCCAUAGAUAUAAUAGAACAAAUCAUCAUUCGUAAUUACCCAUUGCACUUAUGUUUAAUUGUGCAUUUGCUGUGUAAAUACAUUGUAUAUGAUAAUUUGCCAUUUAAUCUUUACUUCACUAAUUUCAAAGUAAUUAUUUUGUCUGUAGUUAUAUCUAAUUGUGUAAUGAUUAGUUGAAGUACUAUGAUGCGUUAUUGAUU